UGAGACGAUCGUGACGCACGUGCGCCGGCAGACGUGCAGUGGCGCGGUCCUGACGGCCGCGCAGCGUGCGUUCUCAGACUCCGCGACAAUGAACGCCCUUACCGGAGCGCUGGGCGCAUUCUGCUUGAUUUUGAGCCUGGAGGCCACGGACCUCAACCAAUCGUUCGACAAACUGGCACUAGAUGCCGCUGCAGACAGCCAGCGAGACGAUAGCACCAGCGCGGCACCAGGCGGCGCGCAGUCGCGUGCGGCGAGAGACACGCACUCGUCGCUCAUCAGUCAGAUGGCAGAGCCGGGCGUCUUCUCCGAGUCCCUCUCCAGCCCGCGCUUGGUGGAUGUGACCUCCGUCCCGACGCCGGCCCCGGCGCGGUCCGCUAAGCCGUCGCUGUUCGACGCCAUGCCGGACCGGGGCGCCAGUGCCGACUUCCCGGUGACGUUCUCCCCCCUGCAGCUGGACGAGCAGUACGGUCCGCCCAGCGUGCCGUUCGGCGCCGCAGACGCCGCCUACGGGCAGAGCUCGGACGCGGCGCUGGCGGGCCUGAUCCGGCGCUACCUCGGCGCCAGCGCCGGCCGAGCUGCUUCGGCAGCGCCCGCCGAUCAGCGCGGCUCCCCGGCAGCUCCCGCCAGCGCCUUCAAGAGCCCAGGAGCUGCGGCAGGCCCGCGGCCGCUACCGGAGACCUACGGUCUUCCACAGCAGGCGACUCCUGCUGCGUUCUCGGUCCAGCCACCCAGCCCCGCGCCCAGUCCAGUACAGAGCUACGUCGCACCGCUAACCACGUUCACCACGUACACAGUGCAAGCGCCUGGCGCAGCUCCUAUCCCCGCACAGAGCUAUAACAUCCCCCAGGCGGCUCCUGUACCAGUCCAGAGCUACAGCUUACCCCAGGCGGCUCCUGCACCAGUCCAGAGCUACAGCUUGCCCCAGGCGGCACCUGCACCAGUCCAGAGCUACAGCUUACCCCAGGCGGCACCUGCACCAGUCCAGAGCUACAGCUCACCCCAGGCAGCACCCAUCUUGUACUCGGCGCAGCAGCCGGGUACAGUUCUCACCCCGGCGGGCGCCGCGCCCGUGCAGAGCUACGGCUCGCCUGCGAGACAGUCCCCCGUGCUGGCCGUGGCGGCGCCAACACUGCAGCAGCCGGCGGCCACCUACAGCGUCGUUCAGCAGCCGAGCCUGUCCGUCCCCAGUCCAGCGCCAUCCUUCGUCGUCCAGAACCCCGUCGCCGCCGUGCCCCACUCGUACAGCACCCCUGCGCGGAACCCGCUGCUCACCCCGCAGCUGGCGUACGUCACACCCGUGGGCGGAGGCGCCCUCGGCGUGCAGCGUGACAGCAGCCGCGGGAGCGACUCGAGCAAGGGGCUUGUCAUCUCGCUGGGCGGCGCCUCGAUCCAGCUGGGAGGCGACUCGGGUACCAGCAUCCGAUUAGACGCGGGAGGCCGCUCGAGCAGGGACGAAGGCGCGUCAGGAGCGGGCAGCAGCAUCACCAUCAUCGCCGGCGGGGCGGCGGCGCAGGCCGCUCCGUCUGCGCCUGUACCGCCACCCAGGACGGGCUUUGCCGCACGGUCCAAUCGGAACGAUGCCCCGAGGGAUCCGCCGGCACCGCCCUCCUCGUACGGACCCCUCUCGAGACCCACCGUCCUCCCUACUCACCGCCGGCGGCGGCGCCGGUGA
Molecule: messenger RNA, 1672 nt
Organism: Pollicipes pollicipes
Lineage: Eukaryota; Metazoa; Arthropoda; Thecostraca; Pollicipedomorpha; Pollicipedidae
Product: flocculation protein FLO11
Exons: 3
Coding region: 89-1672 (527 amino acids)
Source: RefSeq, a predicted model, not a curated record